Messenger RNA from Scophthalmus maximus (turbot), 3769 nucleotides. It is a transcript of the gene tmem135, whose product is annotated as transmembrane protein 135. NCBI's taxonomy places the organism in Eukaryota, Metazoa, Chordata, Actinopteri, Pleuronectiformes, Scophthalmidae. The transcript is spliced from 15 exons. The record is from RefSeq and is a predicted model, not a curated record. The coding region runs from base 59 to 1465 and encodes 468 amino acids.
CGCGCGCGGCGGCGUGUAGCCGCUGCUGCCUGCUGCUGGUCGUCGGUGUGGCACAGUCAUGGGCGCUCUGAGCAAAAUACCGCACAGCUGCUACGAGAUCGGCCACACGUGGAACCCGUCGUGCGCGCUGUCCGCUCUGGAGAUCACCAGGGGUGCCCUGGAGGUGUCCUUCAAGAUAUACGCCCCCCUCUACCUGAUAGCAGCAGUUCUAAGGAGAAGGAAGAAGGACUACUAUUUAAAAAGGCUUCUCCCUGAGAUCCUGUGGUCUACCUCUUUUCUCACUGCCAAUGGCGGCCUCUACAUCGUUUUCUUCUGCAUCCUCAGGAAACUGCUUGGGGGGUUCUACCCCUGGUCUGCCGGGUUCGGCUCGGCACUGCCUGCCUCUUAUAUUGCCAUCCUUCUGGAGCGCAAGAGCAGGAGAGGGCUGCUGACAAUAUACAUGACAAAUCUUGCCACUGAGACGUUGUUCCGCAUGGCCGUGACCCGAGGCAUCCUCAAACCCAUUAAACAUGGCGAGGUGCUGUUGUUCUGCAUAACCGCGUCACUCUACAUGUUCUUCUUCAGGAGUAAAGACGGUCUCAAAGGCUUUGCAUUCUCUGCACUGAAGUUCAUCAUUGGGAAGGAAGAGAUUCCGACUCACUCUGGCACGACAGACCAUGUCAGCUCGAGGCCCCUUCAGAGCAUAGCUGCUAUAGAGGCCGAGGAUUCACAACCAUCAGCAGAAAGGCCUAGCUCCAGGAGGAAAACUCUGGUAGCAUACACCAGGCAUCUGAUAGAGUCAAUAUGCAAGCACGGUCCAAGACACAGAUGUUGUAAACAUUACCAAGACAACUGCAUCUCAUACUGUGUUAAGGGUUUUGUCAGGAUGUUCAGUGUUGGCUACCUGAUUCAGUGUUGUCUCAAAUUGCCCUCAGCCUUCAGGCAGAUGUUCUCCAAACCCUCUCGGCUCCCCUCUCUCUUCUACAACAAGGAGAACUUCCAGCUCGGGGCGUUUCUAGGAUCUUUCGUCAGCAUCUACAAGGGAGCGAGCUGCUUGCUGCGCUGGCUGCGUAACAUUGACGACGAACUCCAUGCACUAAUAGCAGGCUUCCUGGCUGGUCUCUCAAUGUUCUUCUACAAAAGCACAUCGAUAUCCAUGUAUCUCUUCUCUAAGCUGGUGGAGACCAUGUACUUCAAGGGCAUCGAGGCCGGCCGGUUCCCAUACUUUCCUCAUGCAGACACGGUCAUAUAUGCCAUCUCCACUGCUAUCUGUUUCCAAGCUGCCGUGAUGGAAGUGCAGAACCUCAGGCCUUCAUACUGGAAGUUUCUGCUGCGCUUAACUAAGGGAAGGUUUGCUGUCAUGAACAGACAUUUGCUCGAUGUGUUUGGGACUCAGGCCUCCAGGGACUUUAAAGGCUUCGUGCCUAAACUGGACCCUCGUUUCACCACGAUGCUUCCACCAGGAGCCGACAUCCAACUCGGAUGACUCGGGACCAGGCUGUGGGAGGAGUUUUAAGGUUACCUCAACAGGAAAUGGACAGUUUGCCUGUUCUUUCUGAGUAACUUUUGGAUUUGAUUUAAAGGUGUUGUGACAGCUCAGAAGUAGUGAUGUUGUUGUAUGAGAUGGGAUCUGCUUUGAACGAUGUAAAAGUCCAAGAUCUGUCCAUAAUGUCAGGGCUUGAGAAAAACAUUUAGUCUUUCACAGGGACAUUUACUGAUUUGUAUUUUAUGUACAAAGGUAAUUGGUGAAAUACAUAAAACGCACACAAUUUAUUAAAUUGACAUUGACAUCAAAAUUGACAAGUAUAUAAACACAAGUGAAACAUUAAACCAUCCAAGACAGAAUAAUAAUUAUAAUAGUAUAUAUGAAUAUAGAUAAUAAUAAUAUAAAUUGUCAAUUUGCGUUUGGCAGGAUCACAUUAACCAGUUCUAUAGGGUGGGUAGUAGUGGUAAGAUUUUGGGUCAGUCACAAAAAGCAAAAAUUGGUCAAGAAAUGACUCCUUUGCGACACAUUUUUAUUCCAUCCAUAAGUCGUUAUGAUUCUUCACUUUGCAGUUACAUGAAGAUUGGUUGUGACUGGUGGUGAUUUGGUGAAACUCCUUAAUACCGGAUUUUGACUAAGAUUUAAGAGGAAAGAGAGAAGAUGAAUGAAUUAGUACCUUUUCAAGACAACGGGUGCAGAUAAUUAUGUAGCCUUAUCAUAUUAUUUUGAAGUAUGUAAUGAUAGAUAUAUUUAGAUGGUGUUCAAUGAUGUGAAACACAAAAGUGGGGAGUAACUGUUCAACCCGUUACUUUAAAUGUAAAUGGAGUUGAGCAUUUUUAUGAAUAUUUACCUUUUUUCUUUUUGUUUUGUUCUAACAGCACUUGACGGUGGUGAUUUCAAUAGAGAAAGUCACGUUAAAAGAUGCGUACCAGGGUAAAAGAAAGCAUCAAGGACCAUGGCAAACUUUGUGGUUAGUUUUGUGAACAACAUGGUUUGGUGAGGUGUGUUUUAUGAGACUGUUUAAUUUACUGUUGCAGCUCAACAACUGUUAAAAAAACAACUUCAUAUUGAAGAUGCAAAAAUCAACAGUCAAUACAGCUAAGGAAACAUGCGGUGAAUCCAUUGUUUACAAGAAAACUGCAUUGAGACUAGCUUCUUCACUUGUACACAACAAGCCGGUUAAGGGGCUGAAAUCAUGAGGAGAACACAUUUACAGCACAUGAAGAGAACUAACCUGAUAAGUUAAAAACCUCUAUUUACAGUUUGCAGGUUGUCAGUGAUCACAUUUAUCUUAAAUGUCAUAAAAGUGAAUUGCUAAUUAUCUCAUUAUGACUGCUUUAUUUUAAUUUUAUUGAUUCUGAAUUUGGCAACUUGGACAUUCAGCUAGUGAUUACUUUUCUAUCACUCCCACCGCCUUGCGAUGUCACUUUCCCUGUCACCACAAUUUGGCAUAUAUGGUUGAAAUCAAAUACUUGGUGUCUCGUCCACCAUCUGUUUUUAAAGUGCAUAUGUACUCUAAACUGUAAUGUAAACUGUUUGAAUAAUAUAAGAAAGGAUUUGAUGAAAGAAAAGUAUAGCCUUUUACUUUACAAAUGAGCUAUGUCAGUCUAAAAUAAUAAAGACAUUGAUAUAUGAUGCAUAGGAUAAGCUGGCUAUGACAAUAUAAUGGAGACAAAAUCUGCAGAUACAAAUAAUUGAAUGUCGAUUUUCUACAUCCAAACUUUGGGUAGGAAAUAACUUCAAUAUUAAUAUUUCCCUAAACAAGUUUAAAAAAUUUAAAUGUACGCUUACUGGCAAUUCCAAGGUGAACCCUGCUGCUUAACAUCCACAUUGAUUGAACCAUUGUUUACUGAGGAAUCGGUCUUAGUUAGUGGUGGAUGGUCACAGUCCCACAGUUGAUGGUGACGGAUGAGAGGUUUGUGGCUCAUGUAACAUUUUGAGUUGCAAUGUGGAAUCUUCCAACUCUUUGAGUGGAUCAUUCAUGACAACUUCAUUCCAUAUAUGGUUGCAUAAUACAAGUUUGUAAUUGUUAGAUUGUCUCAAAUCUCAUAUUUCAGUGACUUGCCAGAGUAUUUAUUUCAAUGUUUAAGAUCAGUUGUUCGCGACCCAGCUUUAGACACAUCUGACCUCCUUACCAGAAGCCAUGAUUGUAAAAAAAAAAAAUACAGUGCAACAUUAUUGUUGACACUCAAGCAGACGAGUUUUAAAAAGAGACUAAAUCAAUCAUAUAGAAUUAUAAUACAACUCUACAAAUAUAUUUGAUUUAUGUAAGAAGGUGUGUAUAUUAAAAUAUUUUUUGAUUCCAAA